GCAAACAUGUAGAACUGAACUGACCGUGAUCAUUGCGAGGAGCAGCGCAGCGCGGGAGGACGUUUCGCGCGUUUACGCUGUGUGAAUGUUAUUGUUGUGAAGGAAGAAGCCUGAUCAAUUAAUGAACUUUGAAACAGCUUGAAGGCUGGUGGUUGACAAGUUGCCAGACAUCGGAUGCGCGCCGGAUCCAACUGACAGGAUGGAGUGAGACCAUUUACGCACAGAGGUUGCCUCAAGGAUUGACCUUUGUGGGAAUCAUUCCUGAGACAAACACAUCGGUAAGGAUCAAUGAAGAAUGUGAGCGCGCCUGACUCUCUCCAGACAGGGUGGAUGCAGCCCUCGGCGGUGUCAUGCGUCUUGCCCCGCAGCCAAGCGCGCAACCCUUGCGGCUCUUAGUUCUGCUCCUCCUCACCGUGGGGGGGAUCACAUCCCCGGUGCUCACCCCGGGCUGCCCGGACAGGUGCGUGUGCGAUGACCAGCUGGUGGUUCAAUGCGCGGGGCAGCACCUGACCACCUUCCCGGUCAACUUGCCUCUGUCCACGCGGCAGCUCAUCAUCUCCAACAACCGUAUCGUGGAGCUUCCGCCGCUCGCGCUCAACUACCUCUCGGAUCUGGUGUACCUGGACUGCAGCAACAACUCCCUCACGGAGAUCUCCGAGUCCACGUUUGGGAAUCUACAGAAGCUGGCCUACCUGGAUCUUUCCUUCAACACCUUGGUGCGGAUCGAGGACAGGACGUUCGGGCCCUUGGCGAGCCUGGUGAUGCUGAGGAUGACCGACAACCCGGGGCUCUCGGAGAUCCACCAGGACGCCUUUGUGGAUAACGCCGCCCUGCAGGUGCUGGAUGUGAGUCGCAACAACCUGACGGUGGUGAACAUCACCUCCCUGAUCGCGCUGCCCGCCCUGCGUUCCGUGGGGCUCAGCGGGAACCCGUGGAGCUGCGAGUGCGAGAACGAGGACCUGUGCCUGUGGGUGCACCUGGAGGACUUCAAGUUCCAAGAUGAGGGCCAGACGGUGUGCGGCUCACCUGCUGACAUGCAGGGCCGUCGUCUUGGUGAGGUGGGCAUCCAGCUACGGACGUUAUGUCACCAGACCCUGGACUCCUGGGACUACCUUUUCUUUUUUGUCAUCGGCUUUGUCAUCUUUGCUGCUGGCACCGUGUCGGCCUGGGUGAUGGGCGUCAUUAUGGUGCUCUAUGAGCGCUACAUCAAGAGAAAAGAGGAGCAGCUGGACCCGGAAGAUGAGGAAGAACUCGGUGACAGGAGAGACCAUGGCAACGGGAAUUUGAAAAUGUCACAUACUGUUUAAAACAUUUAUUCCCACUCUUCCAAUUUAGGAUUUCCCACAGUGCCUUGUGACUACUUCCAGGACUGUAUGUGAAGUUUUAUUACACUUCAGUCAAACUGAGUCUGUUUAACAGGCUCCGCCCUGAAAGAGAAAAGAAAGGAUUCAACAGAGAAUCAGAAUGUCAUUCUUCACAUUUGGAGUGGGCUUUCGGGUGAUGUAACACUCUCUGGCUGCCAUUGUGGAGCUCUCUAGGUCCUGGUUAUUACUGACCGCAUAUGCAAAUGUAUGACUAUGUAGUAUUUAUUUAUUACUUUGUAAUUUUUUACAGGGAUAGAGCCAAUAAGCUGGUUAUCUUGGAAGCAGCUAGCUGGUCUGACUGUGACCGAAUGCUUUAGCUUUGUUGCUAAGAGUCAGAGAAGAUUAGUACCACUCACAUUUCUCUCAUCAAUUGACUUUUGAUCGUUUUUAACUAUAUGUUAGAAUUUUAGUCAUCAGAUGAUCUUAAUUUAACAGAGAAAAAGGCAAAGCAACAAUGCUUGUUAGCUGGCAGCCUUUCCAGACGGACGUUGAACAGCAUUGGAGACACACUGAGUUUGAUCAGAGAACUCAAAAAACAAGAUACUUGUUUACAGUUUCAGAGGUGCUAGUAGUUGUAUUUUGUUACCUUUUUAACAGAGCUCAGCUAGCUGUUUCCCGUUCUUUCAGGACAUUGUGCAAAGCUAUGCUUACCGGCUGCAGGCUAUAGGUUCAAAUUCAAAGAACAAAUGGAAGUGGUAUCAAUCAUCUGACCUAACUCUUGUCGAGAAUGCCAAAAAUGUGUCUAGCUACCCAUCGAAGAACAACAGUAAUCAGUGGCAGUUCGAGAUCAAUUUGACUGGGGGGGCCAGGCUGGGGCCAGUUAAUGCAGAACGAAAAAGACAAAGACAGUAUGAAGUAAAUGCGCAUAAGAAAACGAUGCAAUACAGUUAUUGGUACACAUUUAUUUCAGAUACUUAUAGUUACAGUUUUUACGCUCUAUGGGUCCGACUAGAAUGACAAAUAACGUUAGUUCCGCCAUUCCGUCAGCCAAGAAAUCGUUUAAUCAUAAACUUUCAUUUUCAGGGGGGCCACAGUCAGCAUUACGGGGGCACUGCCCCCCCCCCUAGAACCGCCCCUGACAGUAAUCAUCAAAGACUAACUCUGACCAUGAUAUUUUCAGCUACUUAAAAACAAGAAUGUCAAUGUUGUACAAUUUGUUUAUAUCUACAACGUUACAAAUUGGGUGGAAACACCUGACAAAAGUGAAUGACAAUCUAUUUCUAGACCCUAGCUAAUCCCUUAUACCAUAAAGAUAUUCAACAUAAUCUCCAGUGGACCUCGAUAAUGGCAACAAGAGAAUUGUGACUUUACAACCCCAUAUGUGAAAUUGUAUGUGAUAUGAUCUUUCUACUCAUAUGUUUGAGGAAAAGCAUUCGUGUGUAAAGGAAUACAUUCGUGUGUAAAGGAAUACAUUUGUGCACAAAGAUGUACACACUAAUGUGUAUCGUGCAUGUUUGAUUGAGCUUUUGCAGAACUGAGCCUUUUCGUUAUUGGUCCAGUGGGCUGCAGUUCUAAACUGAUAGUUUACCUCUCUCAUCUACUCUGAAAAAAACUGCAGUUGAGGCAUUUGUGUUGAAGAUCUGUUUGUGAAGUUGACAGACAGCAUGAGCCAACUGCUGAGGUCUGGUUUGGCAGUGGGCCCCGCUAGAUGGCAAGUAAACAGGAGGGUGUGAUAAUUGAUUUCCACUUCAUUCUCUCUUUGUUGGCUGACUGGUUUGAGUGCAGUGUCCUCUCUGUUUCUGCAUGCACUGUUGAUGCACCAAACAGCCUUACGAGGUGUGUAUAAGCUCUAAUUCAAUCAUUAAAGAACGAAAAAGGAUACUUUGAAGUGUUAACAUUUGAGACUAAUUCUACUGUCUGUACCACUGUCUGUUCCCCUGACUCGACUGUUAUUAACUGUUAUAAAGGAAGGGGCAGGAUGAGGAGUCCUUGUUUUACUGGGGGAACAAAUAGCUGAUCCAAUGUAUGUGUGCUGUAUCUGUACAAUCAGUUGUGUCUCGGAAUAUAUUAUCAUUAUACCUGAUUUAGGAACAAAAUGGACUUAUAAGGUAUCUGAGAAGAAGGGUAUCCUUCCACAAGGUUUGAACAAGCUGUUUUCCGCUCAUUUUAUGUUGUGCACAUUUUAUUAAAGUUUUAUUACGAAAGUGUACAGAUGAUUGAAUGUAUGAAAAUAUAGGUUACUCAUAAUUUUCACAGAGGGCAUCUUGACAUCAGUGAGAAAAGCACAGGUGUAGCUAAUAAAAUAAAUGACGGCCGGAUUCCAUUUAGCUUCUUCAAUUUCAGGAUAUUGUGCAUGCUGGUUUAAUGCCACAAUGCCAUGGCUCACUGGGACACUUAAAUGUUUUGUGAGCCUUAUUGUUAUUGGCAUCCCCUAUGCAUUUAUUUUACAAAUUUGAAAUGUCUGUUAAAAACGGCUAUUAUUUUGGCAUUAUGCUAAUAAUGAUAAUGGUUAAUGUGAACUCUGACUCCACACAAUCUGUUGUCUUUCUUUAAUGUGAUCUGCAAUACCACAGAAAAAAGCUGUUUUCACACAUUUACUGGCACUCGUACUGUAUGCAUAUUAGUGGGAUUUGUCCAGAAUCAAUUUCAUAUACAAAGUUAUUGGUAUUAACGAUAUAACAACAUACUAAGCAUGCUGGUUUUGGGUGGUUGAGUGUCAGCGUCAAACGCAAAGUUAAUUAUGUGCUUUACUCAUUAUAGACCCUUUUCAAACCAUUUGAUCUAUAAUUUCCCAAAAACAACAGGUGUAAUCAAUAAAAUGAUUGAUGGUCGAAUUCCAUUUACAUGCUCAGGUUUCAGGGCCCUGGUUUCAUGCAUCAUUUAAGGUAUUCAUUUCACCUGCAGUUCUCACUGAACGGGUCGCCCGGGCACAAGGGCAAGCCAAGUUGCCUAAAAAGACAAAAUGAUUACAAAGAGACACAAAACUACUUAAAAAAGAUCUUGACACAAAAUGACAAAAAA
Molecule: messenger RNA, 4325 nt
Organism: Gymnodraco acuticeps
Lineage: Eukaryota; Metazoa; Chordata; Actinopteri; Perciformes; Bathydraconidae
Product: leucine-rich repeat-containing protein 52-like
Exons: 2
Coding region: 351-1307 (318 amino acids)
Cellular component (GO): voltage-gated potassium channel complex
Molecular function (GO): transmembrane transporter binding; potassium channel activator activity; voltage-gated potassium channel activity
Source: RefSeq, a predicted model, not a curated record